AUGACUACACUUCGUGGGCUUGUCGCCGAUGAUCUAUUCAAGUUCAAUUCCAUUGUCCUUGAAGAAUUCGUGGAAGGCUACGGUAUUCUCUUCUAUUUAUCGAAAAUGACCGAAAAUCCUGCGCUGUGCCAGGCGGCAGUCGCGCCCGAUGGUCGCCUCAUUGGGGUACUGGUUGGAACCCACGCUGUGAACAAAAACGAAAAGAUACAAAGUGAAAAUGGCCCCGACUUGCAUCCAACUUGCGGACACAUAUCUAUGUUGGCAGUGGCCUCCGACUAUCGACGCCUGGGCCUGGGAACGUGCUUGAUGGGACACUUCAUGGAGAUCGUGGAGCGCUAUUCGGACUGGUAUGUGGACCUCUUUGUGCGCCAAAGCAAUGUAUCGGCCAUCCAGCUAUAUAAGUCGCUGGGAUUUGUCGAGUACCGCUUCCUGCCCAUGUACUAUAUAGAUGAAAAUGGCUUUGAAUUGCGAAUGCCUUUGUCCCGAGAUGUGGAGCGAAUGUCGCUUAAGGGAUUCUCAACGAACGUUUACUACUUCGCAUACCAGGUGAUACUCAAUCUAAUCAAGCAGUGUCUGGAGUAUCUGAAGGACCGUCUAUCCUGGUAUGAUUAG
Messenger RNA from Drosophila pseudoobscura, 612 nucleotides. It is a transcript of the gene Naa20B, whose product is annotated as N(alpha)-acetyltransferase 20 B. Gene Ontology annotation, cellular component: NatB complex. NCBI's taxonomy places the organism in Eukaryota, Metazoa, Arthropoda, Insecta, Diptera, Drosophilidae. Gene Ontology annotation, biological process: N-terminal peptidyl-methionine acetylation. The coding region runs from base 1 to 612 and encodes 203 amino acids. Gene Ontology annotation, molecular function: protein-N-terminal amino-acid acetyltransferase activity. The record is from RefSeq and is a predicted model, not a curated record. The transcript has a single exon.